Molecule: messenger RNA, 479 nt
Organism: Cuscuta epithymum
Lineage: Eukaryota; Viridiplantae; Streptophyta; Magnoliopsida; Solanales; Convolvulaceae
Source: the annotation of a GenBank genome assembly
GUGGGAAAGGAGAGCUGAGCUAGUUGUGGCCGGGACACCGACAUAUGUGCCAUCUGUUUCAGGAGACUACAUGGGAUGGUAUUACAGCAUCACUCGUUUGUUUGUGUCUCCUUCGUUCAGACUCCCUACUCAUCAUUAUCAGCCUAGUUCCUUAGCUUUGCAUCUUACGACACGAGCUUUGCAGCGCAUACAUCAGCGGGCUACUGUCACAGUGACUGAUAGUCCUGAUGUGGACUUGUAUGGACAGGCUCUCAUAGGCAUUGCGUCCUUGUGUUCAGAUGUGUUGGGGCGAGUCGACUACGGCCAUCUUAUACACAUGCCCCCAUCUCGGGAGAUGCCAUCCACGUCUAGUGCAGCGGCAGCUUCAUCAUCCCAGACGCAGCAUGAGAGAGUGGUUCUUCAACCACGACAACGGCGUAGGCGUAGACAUGAGCAGCAACAUCUCCAUGACGAAGCUGACGAUGGGAACUUGUAGUCUG